Messenger RNA from Anolis sagrei ordinatus, 3207 nucleotides. RefSeq names its product fibroblast growth factor 19 (gene FGF19). Gene Ontology annotation, cellular component: extracellular region; cytoplasm. Gene Ontology annotation, molecular function: growth factor activity; fibroblast growth factor receptor binding. Gene Ontology annotation, biological process: cell differentiation; positive regulation of gene expression; regulation of cell migration. NCBI's taxonomy places the organism in Eukaryota, Metazoa, Chordata, Lepidosauria, Squamata, Anolidae. The record is from RefSeq and is a predicted model, not a curated record.
CCCUUGGCGCCUCUCUCCCUCCCCGUCCUUUUCUCUCCCUGGAAGGAGGGAGUGAGGGGGGGGGGUCUCCUGGGCAGAGCGCGUCUCUUGCCGGGAAUGAUGCAAGAGCCCUGAGCCAGUCUUCGGGGCGUGUGUGGCGGAGGGAGGCUGGCGCUGCUCCUCUCGGGCAAGUGCCGCUCGCCUUUUAUCGAUCGCCCGAGGGCUAUAAAAGGGGGUGGCCGUGGCUCCACGCGUCCUGCCUUCCUUCCUGCCAAGGGGAGCUCUUCACCGGAGGGGAUCCCGCGCCCAGAGCUCUUCUCUCUGUGUCUCUCCGUUCCUUCUGCUCUGCUCUGCUCUGCGGAGGGUGCCUUCGGGGCGGCGAGGAUGUGGCGGCGGGCGCUGCCCUUGCUGGGGGCCCUGCUGGGCUUGGCGCCCCUGGCCUCCCGCGCCCUCCCUCUCACCGACGCCGGGCCCCACGUCAGCUACGGCUGGGGAGAGCCCGUCCGGCUCAGGCACCUCUACACCGCGGGACGGCAGGGCCUCUUCAGCCAGUUCCUCCGCAUCCACGCCGACGGGAGAGUCGACGGCGCCGGGAGCCAGAACCGGCAGAGUUUGCUGGAGAUCCGCGCGGUCUCGUUGCGCGCCGUGGCCCUCAAAGGCGUGCACAGCUCCCGCUACCUCUGCAUGGAGGAGGACGGCCGGCUCCGCGGGAUGCUCAGAUAUUCCGCAGAAGACUGUUCCUUUGAAGAGGAGAUGCGUCCAGAUGGUUACAACAUCUACAAGUCAAAGAAAUAUGGAGUUUUGGUCUCCCUAAGUAAUGCUAGACAAAGACAGCAAUUCAAAGGGAAAGAUUUUCUUCCUUUGUCUCAUUUCUUGCCGAUGAUCAACACUGUGCCAGUGGAGUCUGCAGACUUUGGAGAGUAUGGCGACACCAGGCAGCAUUAUGAAUCGGAUAUUUUCAGUUCACGCCUUGAAACUGACAGCAUGGACCCUUUUGGCCUCACUUCAGAAGUGGCAUCGGUACAGAGUCCUAGCUUUGGGAAAUAAUGAGGGCUCUGUAACUUUACCUAUAGUCCCCAGAAAACAACACCAGCAAGCAAGCACAGUAUUUCUAGUUGUGAUAUCUAAAACAUAAGGCCAUGUUAAAUGUCGUACUGUCCUUGUCAAGCAAGUGAUAAUACUACUCCUAAGAAAACUGACACAGCAAAAUGGGGUAUAUGCACACACAUGUGCAUGCAUGCACACAAACACACACAGAAUUAAGGAAAGUUCUUCCUAACAGGUGCUGUUAAAUUUAGGAAUGACAAAUGCAGAGGACAGGAAAUCCUGUUCUGGUGCUUGUUUGGAGGAUAGGAUCAUGAAUAUUGUACAGGGUCAUUAUUUCUUUUGAUCACUUCAUGACAGGUAGUAAAUACUGUUCAUUCAAAGGAGAAUCAUUUCUCCUCCUUAUGUGCACUAGUGUUAGAUAUAAAAUAGGAACAAGUAAAAAACUUUUUAAAAAGAUCUUCAGGAAACAAUACAUUUUACUGAUAUCAGCUCCAGUUAGAGUAAACUCACUGAAAUGAUUGAAUUGCAUGUUAGUCAUUACUAACAUAAAUCCCAUUGAUUUCAGUGACUGCACUAAAUGGGACCAUUGCUGGACUUUUCACAAUCUCUACCACUGCUAUUGAAAGAUGACUGACAUGGAUCAGGACUAAUAUUGGUCCCUAGUAAAUUAGAGAAAUUAAACAGACUCUGUGCUAUUUUUUAGCAAGCCAAUGUCUACUGUUAAAUAGCACACACGCUUUUUUCAAGCAGUGAAGCUAUAAACAUUUAAAGUGAUAACAUCGUCAGAAAACACAAAUAGGGUUCAAUUUGGGGAAACAAAAAAUAAAUGAACAGGUAAUUAAUUAUAUUUUCUCAAAAGGGUAAGAAUCUGCAUCGCCUCAAAAACUGACAAACUGCUGGUAUUCCCAUAAUUCUUUUGCAUUGGUCAGUAGGAUGGUAAAGAUGAUCAUUGGAGCCCAACAAUAUAGGGCAGUGGUGCUCAACCUUUGGGUCCCCAGAUGUUUUGGCCUAUAACUCCCAGAAAUCCCAGCCAGCUUACCAGCUGUUAGGAUUUCUGGGAGUUGAAGGCCAAAACAUGCGGGGAUCCACAGGUUGAGAACCACCGAUAUAGGGAAAGGGGUCCACAGUUCCCCAGCCAUACUAAGAAAUUUAUUUACAGUAUUUAUAUUGUGCCCUUAUCACCCCAAAGGGGACUCAGGGCAGAUCACAAACAUUCAAUACUGCUAUACACUGACAGGACAGACACAGUACAUAGAAGUAUAUAGGCUUUUCCCAUUUUUGGUGUCUUGGAGGUUGCGCUUGAUUCCAGCCAUUGGGGGGAGGGGAAUGACGCUCGAUCUACCAUGCCGAAGAGCCCUGUUCACAGACUUCCUCCUUUAAUCGAAUCGCUGGCAUUUUUCUGAUAUUUCCUUGUGCCAUUAAAAUACCUCCCCACUUAAGCAGUACCUAUUUAUCUACCCUCAGCUGAUUUCAAUCUGCUAGAUGGACAAUGAGCUUGGUUGAAGUGUUCACCCUCAACCCGGGCUUUGAACUGCCAACUUUUUGAUUGGCAAGAUAUAUUGCAGCAGGUGAUUAACCUGCUGUGCUAAAGCCCGGCCCAAAAAGAACCACAAUUAGAACUUCACUAUAGGAUUAAGCAAUUUUGUGCAGCUACACAUGUCCAUACCUUUUAUUAAAGUAAAGUAAGUUAUUCUUACCAGUAGGAGAUGUUUUGUUUUAAAUUAUUACUGAUUUCAAUUAAAGGGUGUUAUAUAUUACUAUGAGUAAAUAUUUCAUAGAAAUUUUGUACAUAUCAGUUUUCUAAUGUAGAAAAAUAGUGAAUGACCAGAUGUGGAAACGAGAGAAAACAGCCUUUUGCAGAUCAUUCUUAAAGAUUGUUGUAUAUAGUAGUACAGUUCUGUACAGAAAAUGAAAGGAAACAUUACUAUUUUCUUGACCUAGCACUUCAUUGUCAACAUAUUUAUAAUUAAUUUAUUAAACACAUACAUCCGUUUAUUUUGUUACUGUAUUUAUACUUAAAAUUUCUAUUUAUGUACUCCAAAUAUUGUCUUUUAAAAAAUAUUGUCUGGACAAAAUGUAGUGAUGAUUUCACAAUUUCAGUAAUUGUGAAUUGGAAAUGAAACUAAAAAUGUGUGUGAAAUCUGUAGAUUUAGUGUGUUUUAUUUUUAAUAAAAAUAAAAA